Messenger RNA from Wickerhamiella sorbophila, 459 nucleotides. Its product is annotated as Putative esterase C31F10.02. The transcript has a single exon. NCBI's taxonomy places the organism in Eukaryota, Fungi, Ascomycota, Dipodascomycetes, Dipodascales, Trichomonascaceae. The record is from RefSeq and is a predicted model, not a curated record. The coding region runs from base 1 to 459 and encodes 152 amino acids. Gene Ontology annotation, molecular function: fatty acyl-CoA hydrolase activity.
AUGAACCGAUUGGCGUUUGUUCGCAAUGUGUGGGCCGAUAUGUUGAAGCAUGGAGGCGUCGAAAAGGUCCUUUUUGACCAAAUGAAGGUCGUUGGCGCUGAGCCCAACAAGGUCGUCUUCGAUCUCCCCAUCGAUGAGCGCCAUAUCAAUCGGCUCGGCAUUGUUCAUGGUGGGGUGCUAUCAACGCUGGUGGAUAUUGGUGGAUCACUGGCACUUUGUAGCAACGGGGUGUUUUCAACCGGCGUGACUACUGACCUGGCCACAACAUUUCUCAAGGCUGCUGGAAAGCCCGGCCAGGUUGUCCGCAUGGAGGGCCAUUGCCAGAGAAUGGGCCGGACUAUGGCAUUCACGUUCGUUGAGUUGAAGAACCCUACAACCGGCGAACUUCUUGCCAGAGGCAACCACACCAAGUACAUUGCCAACAUCUGGAACUCCGAAAAAAAUGUAAAAUUUGACUAA